CACCUACAGCAAGGUAGCUUUCCCACGUUUUUUAUCGUUAUAGGUGUCGGGCAGUAUUCCGCCCGGGUGCUUUGGCCAUUCUUUAGAUUUUACUUUCGACGAAUACACUCGAAGAUCUGGUGUCAAAUUCCUCCGACUGUAAAAAUAAUUUCAAACCCAUUUUGCAUCUCAUUAGCUUAGGGGAUCGGGCGCUCGAACGACCAAGCAAAUCUAUUUCCUUGAAGGGAACGAGCACGAGUUGGUGCAGCUUCAUACAGAAUUUCUUUACAGAGCUAAAAAAGAACUAUGCCCAUGCGAGCGCAACUGGCAACCCAGCCCGGUGCGAACCCGCUGGAAGCGGUGAAAGUUGGUGAUGGUGUCAAAAAGGUUGUUUUUAUCCGCCACGGGGAGUCGCUGGCGAACGUGAUCCGACACAAAUAUGAGGCGAAUCCCCCGGUAAACUGGGAUGAGUACAGCAACCUACCGCUCGGGGACGUGCCCCUGACGGACAAGGGGAUUUCGCAAGCCCUGGAGACCAGCGCAAAAUUGAUGCCAAAGAUCACCACUUCACUGCCAGGAGUUUCUACGCCAGGGGAGAAAGAGUCCACUUUUUCGUGCGUUGCGUCAGCCACGGACCGUCUCGUCGUCGUCGAAGAGGCAGGUGCGAAGAACAAGAAUGCUGCAAGCUCCAAGAAAAAGCGCAGCUCCAAUUCAUCCACUUUAUCCACACUGGAGUCCGGGUUUUUGUCUGACGGCACGCAGAGUACCGCUUCCACUUCUUCCGACAAGUCCAAGCCGCGAGAGCACGAAUCUGGUGCAAGUGCGAGCUCGCGCGCGACGCCGAGCUUUGCGACAGAGGAACAGAAGUACCACCAAGUGUGGGUGUCUCCCAUGCGCCGCAGUAUCGAGACGGCGCAGCUGAUUUUUGGCGGAAAUGCGACUUGCAUCCUGAGGAAAAGUAGCACAGUUUCAAUCACGACGACAGACGACGACUCCAUUGCAGGAGCCACGAAAACAAGUAGAUCAAAUCUCCCCGUCAAGUCGAACAUCGACCGGUUGAUUCCUUCCGCUCGCGAGUACUUCCCGGACGACUUUGCGAAGGGCGCGAGCUGCGCGAUCGUUUCGCGUGAUUACCUCGGGUACGACUGGCACGAUGCGGAAUGGGAAGAAUUCCAUGCGUCUGACGCGCACAUCGAGGACAGCAGCAGGAUGGACAUGUUGCACAGCCAGAUUCUUGAGUUUUUCCAACAGCAGGAUAAUGACAACUCUUCUGCACCCUCCGCCGACAACAAAAACCACCUCGUUGACACGAUUUUUGUGGUUUGCCACUGGGGUACGAUUUUGAACUACGUGCAGCGUUUUUGCUCCAAUUUGGACCGGACUGCGUCGAUCCAACCGUACACCGAAGAGUUGAAGCUGUGCCGUGGCUGGGACAAGAUCUCACUGGUCGACCCUGCGCACAUGGACCUGGAGAAUUGUGCCAUUAGGGUUGUGGAAUUCGUCUGAAGAAAAUUACGUUUUUCGCUGGUGCACAGGUUUGGAAAUGAUCAGAAGUUAUAACUCUUGUUUGAAAAUAAAGUAAGAAGUGCUCUAUUCAGUCGUUUCUACCACUACAUUUCAGUUUCGACUUAGGGUUUUCAUGUUGCAGAACUUUUUGUUUUCCAUGAUGUUUUCGCAGUACUAUAUCGAGACUUUCACCAUGGUUGCCUAGGAGAAAAGCUUUGCUUAGUACGGGCAGAACACCGCAUAAGUCUCUUUUUGUUCACCACGACGUCGAGUUCGUGAAUACAAUGGAAAGGUCACAUGUUAAUAGCACCGUUUUUCGAUAACUUUGAUUGUCAAUAGAAUGUAUCCCAUUUGGACUUGUUUUUGCUUCUUGUGCUAAGGGCGAUCUACUUAUUUUCCUGUCUGUUUCAUCGAAGCGACUUUGAAUCUACUAUAUGAGCAUCCAUCAAAAUGUUUUCGUGGGUCAUAAGAAUCGUCUGUUUCGAUCUUAGGGCGUGCAAGGUCGUGUUUCUGCACGGUAAACCAACGCCACAAACGAACCAUGGAGCAGUUGAAAAAAGGGAAUGUUUCAGUUUCAAAUGCUACCAGUGAUUUUGUCG
This is a messenger RNA of Amoebophrya sp. A120, 2084 nucleotides long. The record is from the annotation of a GenBank genome assembly. NCBI's taxonomy places the organism in Eukaryota, Dinophyceae, Syndiniales, Amoebophryaceae.